Messenger RNA from Trichoplax adhaerens, 954 nucleotides. RefSeq lists its product as uncharacterized. Gene Ontology annotation, cellular component: endoplasmic reticulum membrane; Golgi membrane. NCBI's taxonomy places the organism in Eukaryota, Metazoa, Placozoa, Uniplacotomia, Trichoplacea, Trichoplacidae. Gene Ontology annotation, molecular function: metal ion binding; ubiquitin protein ligase activity. The transcript has 6 exons. The record is from RefSeq and is a predicted model, not a curated record. Bases 1 to 954 code for a protein of 317 amino acids.
AUGAGCCGUGGUUUUCCAAACCAUGAACGAGGAGCACAUGGCAAGCAAAAACAUCAAGGCCACGAACAAAUGCACGCAGAAAUGCUCUUGAUCUUGUUUUUUGCAUUAAUUGUUGGCCAAAUCGUAUUAGUGAAAUGGAAAGAAAAGCAUUUUACAUCGUUCCAAGCAGUUACCCUUAUCGGAAUGUGGACAAUUCCAUUCUACUAUAGUAUAGUAAAAUUAUUUUGGAGAAUGUUAAUUGUUUGGACAGUAUUUACAAUAAUAUCUGGUUACCUGUUAUAUAGAAGUAUUCGUGGCCCUAUUUAUGGUUCUAUACCUAGGCGAAUCUAUAGCUGGUUUUAUUUUAUAUAUAAAGUAACGUAUUUUUUAGGAAUCAUGGGGUACCUCGUUGUACUAGGGGUAUUUUUAGGCAUCAAUGUCUUAGUGGGUAUUCGUCCGGACAUAGCAUUAAGUGCAGGGUUUCUUGCUAUUUUCUACGCGAUGUAUUAUGGUGUAUUAGCAAGAGAUAUUGCUGAAAUUUGUGCAAACCGUUUAGCCAGUAAAUUAGGGUUUUAUACAGGAACUGGACUCCCUAAACGACAGUUAACCGACGACUUAUGUGCAGUUUGUGGGCAAAAAUUACCUGAAAGCUAUGUAGUCGUAGGUAAUACGAGUGUUAAUGACGAUGAUGAAGGCGACUCAAGCUCUAUUACAACACCCGAAAAAACGUAUAGGCUUUCUUGUAAUCACUUAUUUCAUGAAUUUUGCAUCCGUGGAUGGUGUAUUGUUGGAAAAAAGCAGACUUGCCCAUACUGCAAUGAAAAAGUCGAUCUCAAGCGGAUGUUUCCGAAUCCUUGGGAAAAAGUCCACGUCGCUUUUGCUCAAUUAUUAGACUUUGUCCGUUACCUUAUUGUUUGGCAACCAUUAAUUAUUUCAGUAGUACAAGGAGUUAAUUAUAUCCUUGGUUUAAAGUAG